GCGGUGGCGGUCAGUCGCACGCACUCGGCAGGCGAGACCGCACGUCGCGUCGCGCCGCGUUUUGCCCACAGCUGGGCGUUUACGUUACAAAAUCGCGAACUCCGAGCUCCAUUUGCGAUCUACUGAUAACCGCGACGCCGAUUUCACUCGGAAUUGGACCUUAAUUCUAAACUCGUACAGUCUAUAAUUUCUGAUUACCGCGCUAUCACAGUUACGGAAUUGAUUGAACCGUGCGCACAGUGAGCGGACUACAUCUUACUUUGCGGUCAAAAGUACAAAGAUACAAUGAAUAUCGACAAAACAGAGGAACUUAUCGAAAUAGUCCGCCAUUACCCUAUACUGUACGACACGUCACACGACGAAUAUAAAGAUGGGAGACUAAAAAACAAAAUUUGGGAAAGUAUCGCCGAGUCUUUGCAGGAACAUGAUGGAGAUAUCCCCAAAAGCCGUUGGAAGAACCUCAAGGAUUCCUACAGCAAGCACCUACGAGCGGCCAAGGGUGAGACGUCCACCUACAUCGACCGCUACCGCUACUGGCCCUGGGUGGAGCCGAUGUCCUUCAUGCAGCCCUUCAUAGAGGGCAUGCCCACGCGCGCCAACCGCGGCGUCAGGAAGCGCAAGCUGUUAAAGGACACCCAGAAAGCCACUGACGACUCACAGAAGACCACAGAAACAGAAGAACUGAUGCCGAUACCGAAAAUCAAAGGAGAAAACACAGAAUCAGAGUGUGAAGAUCCCAUCUUUGUGAUAACGCAACCGGCGCCCGAACCCCAACCCCAACCAGAAAUAGCUCAGUACUAUAUAAAGAACGAUGUAAGUACAAACAGCAUGAGCAAUAUGAACACGGCGGACUAUGACGAGACAGACCUGAUCUUCCUAGGGUACUCCAAGCUGAUUAAGAAGCUGUCGCGGAGGCAGCAGGCGGCGGUCAAGUUCAAGAUAGCCAAGGUCAUAAUGGAGGCCGAGCUGGAAGGGGAACCGCCCACCAAGAAGAAAUCCAAACUUAGCAACGAUGAACACAAGUCUGACGACAAUUCUUAGUUGACACAUGUUGAAUUUUUAGGUUUUAUUGUUCACACAAUGUGUAAAUAAACGUGUUCAAUUCUAAAGAGGUCCAUGAUGCUCAAAUAAAUAAAUAAUUGUUUGUAUGGGAUCGACAUUCCAUAAAUCGUUCAUUUAUUAAUUCAAGAAGUGUUAAUUUUUAGUUUACAAGUUGUGAAUUUCGAUGUCGAUAAAUUCGUUUAUUAGUUUACUCUGCCAAAUAGUGUAAAUUAUUUGUUAGCUAUUGUUACCGUUAUGUAUGUAGGUAAUUAUCUUUCAUUGUGUUAUUUGCAAUUAAUUGAUAUCAGGGCAGGAGUAGGUACUUCCAGAACAUAUUAGUAAGACUUGUCAUUACGAUAUUAAAGGUGGACCUUUACCUAAUUUGCUCAUUAAUAUCCGUUACUUAAACAGUUCCAGGUACUCAUCAUUUAUUAAUGUCCUUUCCAAAAGGCGAUUAUCUUUAUGAGUUAUAUAAGAUAAUAAAUAAAUAAUGAGACUGUCGGAUAAGCUUUUCGAUUGGCUGACAGCUGAUAACUAAAACACAGUAAACUUGACCAAAUUAUAAAUGAUUGUGACAUGAUACAGUUACCUAUUAUUGUAAUUGUAAUUGGUAUUUUUUAAGUUUUUCGUAAUGUUUUUCUUAGAUUUCAUAAACUUGUACAGUCAGUAGAAAUUACAACUUCACCAAUGACCAAUUAUACUUUGAACUUUAUAGAUACCAAGGAAUUCGUAGGUCUACUGACACUGCACAUAAAUAUUUUGUAAAAAAAAAUCUUGAUUAAAAAGUGAUACCUACUUA
Molecule: messenger RNA, 1840 nt
Organism: Ostrinia furnacalis (Asian corn borer)
Lineage: Eukaryota; Metazoa; Arthropoda; Insecta; Lepidoptera; Crambidae
Product: transcription factor Adf-1-like
Exons: 3
Coding region: 286-1041 (251 amino acids)
Biological process (GO): regulation of transcription by RNA polymerase II
Cellular component (GO): transcription regulator complex; nucleus
Source: RefSeq, a predicted model, not a curated record